Polychytrium aggregatum is the source of this 564-nucleotide messenger RNA. RefSeq lists its product as uncharacterized. The coding region runs from base 1 to 564 and encodes 187 amino acids. NCBI's taxonomy places the organism in Eukaryota, Fungi, Chytridiomycota, Chytridiomycetes, Polychytriales. The transcript has a single exon. The record is from RefSeq and is a predicted model, not a curated record.
AUGAGCGAUGAAAAAUACAUAUCCAUCCACAAACUCACCAAGCAGUUCGGCCUCGUCCCAUCCACCCUGUCCAAGUGGGCCGAUGCUGGGAAAGUGCGAUACAUCCGCCCCAACGAGAACGGACACAGACUCUCCAAUGUGCGGGACAUUGAGCGAGUCUUCUGCCUCACCCAGCCCAUCACAACCAGGUCCAUAGUUUGUUACGCCAGAGUCAGUUCAUCCCACCAGCAAGCAGACCUCGAGCGACUCCAAGUCUGGAAACGAGAGCGAGAGCCAUACAUGGCUGCCAGCAAUGCUCUCCAGAAGCAGUACCCCAACAAUAAGUGGAAGAAUCGCCUUGGCGAGAUCCUGAUUCCAGAGCCACCGAAACCUCAUCCACCCAAGAAGAAGAAGACAGUCCUCCUGGAGCACCUGAGACAGCGCGUCGGUGUCCUUUCUUGCUACGACAAGGACCACUGGAUCUGCCAGACAGGUGUCGCUGCCGAUUUCAUCAACGAAGCAGUCCGAGACUUUGUCAAGAACUGGUUCUCGAACCAGAAGCGAUACCCCGCUUUUUUUUGGUAG